CAGGUCGUAUAGCAAUCGGGGCGGGAGACAACACAAUAAGAAUUUGGAACCAGAGCAACAAAUCAAACCUAUUUGACAUUUCAAACUUAUUCUAUGGAAUAAGAUCAAAGAUCACAUCAGUAAGUUACAUUUUCUUUGAAAGAUUUGAAAUGGACAAUAUUUUAAUUUUUUAAAAAUUAGAAAGAAGCCGUGGGUGUGGUCAUAGGUUUUCAACCUGAGAAUGAAAGAUUGUACUCUUUGCUUGUGUGAGGAAAAAUAUAACAUUUAUAAAUGUUCAUGCUCCCACCGAAGAUGUAGAAGGAAUGAAAGAUUGUACUCUUUGCUUGUGUGAGGGAAAAUAUAACAUUUAUAAAUGUUCAUGCUCCCACCGAAGAUGUAGAAGGAAUGAAAGAUUGUACUCUUUGCUUGUGUGAGGAAAAAUAUAACAUUUAUAAAUGUUCAUGCUCCCACUGAAGAUGUAGAAGGGCAGAUAAAAGAAUCCUUUUAUGAGACGCUGGAAAAGAUCUAUGAUGAGGCAUCACGACAUUAUAUUAAAAUAGGGAUUGGCGACUUAAAUGCCAAAAUAGGGAAAGAAAAAGUGUUAAUGCCAAUUAUUAGCAAGGAGAGUCUACAUGAAGAAUCCAGGGACAAUGAGAUCCGACUCAUAGACUCACAGGGAUGACAGCAGCACAAAGUUUCCUCACAAAAAUGGAAAUACAACCAAUUUGACCAUGCUCUACUCGAUCAGAGGCAUAGAUCAGACAUACAAGACAUCAGAAGUUAUCAAGGAGCAGAUGCAGUCUCUGAUCAUCUACUUGUAAGGGUUAAUAUAGGCAGAGAAUAAGCAUAAUUUACAAUGGCCGAAAUCAAAUAGAAAAAUGAUAGGAUUAACCAUAACUUACCUAAGACCCACUAACCGUAACAGCUUACCAAUAUGAAAUAAAAACACAACUGUAACUAGAAGCUUUACAGGAGGAAAUAAACAGGGAAAACAACAUAAAUGAACCAUGGGAUAGGAUUAAAAAUGCUAUGAAAAGAUCAGUAGAAAAAGUAGUAGGAUUUGAGCAAACUAACGGUAGAUAGAGAAGGUUUAGUUUUGAUCAUGAAUGCAGAGAGACUGUCAAAGAAAGGAACAAGGCAUGAAUGACCAUGAUACAAAGGGAAACAAACAAAAUGAUAAAUAAAGUGAUUGUGGGCCCUUAAUACAUAGAAGAAGAAGAAACCAGAAAGACAAGACAAACACAGAAGGAAAGCCAUUAAAAUGUCUAGGAAGAUAAAAAGGGAAUGGGAAAAUACUAAAGUUAAAGAAAUAGAAGACUUAUCAAGAGAGGGAAAUAUCCGAAGAAUGGACAUGAAGAUAAAGACGAAAAGAAUGGAUACCAAGCCAGGCCUCAAAUGAUGAAGAAUUAAUUAAGGAAAAUAGUAAAGUACUCGAGAGGUGCACUGAAUAUUUUGAGGGCAUACUAAAUGCAGACAAUGGACUAGAUGAAGAUGAUCAAUCACAACAUGGAGGACCAGACCCAUUAAUAAACUCCCCAACUUUGGAAGAACUAUAGAAGAAAUCAAUUCUCUGAAAAACCACAAUUUGUAGAAGACUUGAUGACCAAUCUGGAGAACAUCAAGUAAAUUGAUGUGCUGGUGAUGGACUUCUCAAAGGUAUUUGAUAGUGUCAAUCAUAGUUUGCUUCUACACAAACUUCAGAGAUAUGGGAUCCAAGGCACUACUAAAAAAUGGAUCUCUAGCUUCCUCAGCAACCGAUGCCAAGCAGUAGUGGUGGACGGUACAAGCUCCUCCUUUUUCGGUGUGAAGUCAGGGGUCCCCCAGGGAUCCGUGCUAGGCCCCUGUUUGUUCCUAGCAUACAUUAAUGACCUACCCGAGAAACUGACAUCCCAAGCAAGACUGUUCGCAGAUGACACAGCGGUGAAUGGGAUGAUUGCCAACAGAUCUGACAAGAACCAGCUACAACAGGAUCUCAAUUGGUUAGCUGAGUGGGAGAUGAAUUGUGACAUGGAAUUUCACCCUGCCUAGUGCCAGACACUGUCAGUCUCUAGAAGUUGUUCUCCUUUACACUACCAAUACAAACUGCAUGGCUAUAUACUUGAGCCAGUAUCCUCCAUAAUGUACCUGCAUCCUGCUGGGACGAGCAUAUUAACAAUGUAACAAUAUUAACAAAGUUUACACAUAAACUUUUAACAAAAAGAGAAAAUUCCAACAGAAUGGGAAACAGCAUUAAUAACCCCCAAUACACAAGAAAGGCUCCAAACUUACAUGCACAAGCUAAAACGGAAUUUCACUAUUAACAAAAAGAGAAAAUUCCAACAGAAUGGGAAACAGCAUUAAUAACCCCCAAUACACAAGAAAGGCUCCAAACUUACAUGCACAAGCUAAAACGGAAUUUCACUAUUAAAUGUUACAUACACUAUACUGACAAAACUAUAUGCCAAAAGACUACAACUGUACAAUGAACAAUUCUAGAUAACUACUAAUGUGGAUUCACACAUUACAGAUCAACGAAUGAUCAGAUUUUCACCAUCAACUGCCUAUUGGAGAUAUGUUACGAAUAUAAUAUCCCAGUACAUCAACUGUAUGUAGACUAUAAAAUGGCCUAUGACAGCACCAAAAGAAAAUAUCUAUAUGAGACUGUGCAGGAGUUUGGCAUACCCAACAAACUGACAAGAUACAUGUAACAUCAAACAACUCAAAAAGCAAAGUCAAGGUUCAGGGAGACUAUGCAAUGAAAUUUCAGAUUAGACGAGGCUUAAGACAAGGAAACUCAUUGUCUUGUAUGCUAUUUAACCUAACAUUAGAGAGAGUUAUAAGAAACAUAGAUAUUGCCACGAGAGGAUUGUUAACAGGAUACUUUCUGAGGGAAACCCAUGGGAGAGAAAAGUUUGCCAGAAAAUUUAUGGACCAACAAAGGAUGACUAUGGAUGAAGCUGCGAACCAAACAGGAAUUGUAAAGUCUAUAUCAGGAUCCCACGCUAGUAGCAGAAAUAAAAAAGGGCAGGUUGCGCCGGGAGGAAGACUUAGAAAGAAUGACUGAGGACUUUGGUGCACCACCAAAACCCCAGAGGAAAAUGGCUCAAAAGGCAAACCUAGGCUUAGAGGGAUGGAUGAUUUGGAGAAAUAUCUACAGCAGUUGAGAAUCUAUGCAUGAAAAAGAAAAGCAUAAGUUAGGUCUGAGUGGAAGGAAGUGGUGAGGCACGCCAAAGCCAUACAUGUGCUGGAGUGCCACAGGGAUGGAUUUUCACUUACAUUUGCAAAAUAAAAGUCUCAUUAAUAGUUCCAGCUCUAAAAAUUGUUCUUGAAUAUCUCUCACCAGAUAUUUAUUAUUGAGUUUUAUGAAUUGAUUUGAAAGUAAACAAUACAAUAUUGCUACUGUCCAUUUUGUAUUUAGGCAACAUAUUUUUUUGGUCAACAUUUUCUUUUUAAAUUUCACUUUUGCUUAAGGCUGCAUGGCAUCCUGAGAAAGAAGGUUUGCUGGCGUAUGGCACUGAUGAUGGCAGAGUUGGUGUUUACAAUACAUUAGCCAGCAGCAAGUAAGUUGUGGUGAGAUAGUUUGGUUGCUAGAACUAGCUUGUAAAAUCUACAUAUUAGCAAUCAAGUUGUAAUGAGAUGACCUAUCAGAACUCCAGUAUAUACUCCCAAAUGUUGCACUUUCUGUACCCGAAAUUUUGUUAAAAAUCACGGUUGCCACCAUCAAUAUUUCUGACUGUUAAUUAUUGUGGAGUAGUCAAUUAUAUGAAAAUGCUGGGGAUUUUAUUUCCUCCCUUGCUCUCAUUCUCAUGUACGGUCUAGCAAAGGGCUUACUGUUUUUUAAAAUGUUUAUUAAAGUACAAGUAGUGUAUGACAAUUGUGUUUCUCUAUUUUCUGGAUCUGUUUAACAAAUAUUAGAUAAGUUACAAUAAGAUUAAUUCUUUUAUUGAUCCAAAUAAAUGGAAAUAUUAUUUUAUUACAAUGUACAUACUCGUUUUUAACACAUACAUAAAUGUUCUUAAAAAGUUUAUUUACAUCAAAAAAGGGCCAUGUAUGUCAUUCCUCAAACAGGUCAAGCAAACAUUCAUACUUUGACUUACAACCCUUAACUAAGGGUGCCAUCUAACCACUGGUGCAAACUAUACACCAGUAUAAACUUAACCUUGUAAAUUAUAACACAUUAGCUAGCUAGUAAGUUGUGUCUAGGUUUCUUUAUCUGCUAAAACUAGCUUGUAAAAAAAAAAAGCCUCUAAGAUUUAUCAGGUCCAGAAUAUUUAUCAAAUAUUGCAUUUCUCUUUGACAUUCGAUUAUCACAGAAUAAUUUGGUAGUAGAUAAAUAUGAGAAAGUUUAUGUAAAGUUUUCUAUGAUUUUUACAGCGUUUCUAUUGUUUCCUGUUUGCAGGCCCCCUACCAUGUCCUCAACAUUCCAUAAUAAAACUGUGUAUGUUGUGUGCUGGGGUCCUCCUUUAAAUGCAGAUUCAGGUAAUUAUAAUAUAACUGAACUGAUUGUAGUUUAUAUAUUAUAUUGUGUGCAUUUGUAAAUAAAUCAAUUUCAAUUUGGGACGAUAUUUAUUUAAAUUUUUAAAUUUAAUAAUGAAAACUAAUCUUUAAAAAAAACAAAAAAACAGAAACAUUAAAAAAAAAGGUCUUAAUAAUUAUAAAUAGCUAAUCAAUAAAAUUGUUUUUUAAAAAUAAAACCGUAUCUAUAUCGUCUGGAUCUAGAAAUACCAAGGCCACUGCCAUCUUGGUGAAAAUGGGACCCUAUCCUUCCGUUUUUGAUAUAAGUAGUUUUUUUUUUAUAUAUCAAUAAAGAUUUUUUUUAGUUUAGCCAGCGCUCAUUGUCUUUUUUUCAGUGAAAAGAUCUGGAUUAUGUUUUUGUUAUAAAAAGAUAUAACAUUUACCUUACUAAUUGUUUCUGAGAUUGCAUCUUGAGCAAAAUUUAAGGAAUUUAAUCAAGUGCAUAUCAGUUUUUAAUUUCCAAUUCUAAAAAUUUGGAAAAUUGGUAGUUAUUCUUGAUGUAAAGUAGCUUGUUACAUCUCCAUGACAUAUUGCCAAACUUAUAAAAAAAAAAACAUACAAUGGUUAAGCUCUCAUUGGUACCAACUAAUAUAUUUUAUGUUUGAUAUCUGAUUUUGUAGCCAAAUUAUGUUUGAUUUGUACUAUAGUAAAACCAUUCUAACCAGAAGUAAGCAAUCACUUAUAGAGAUUAAAGCUUUUUUAAUUUCCCAUUCUAAACAGGAGGAUAGGUUGAAAGCUGAGGAGAAUUAUAAUCUCUUGGAAGCCUUGCUUAUGAAUUUUCUAUAUUGUUUCAUAUCUGAACUAUUUAAUUACAAUUUUUCUCUAGCCGGCUACCAACUGUACAGUGUGGGGGAUGGUGUCAUUCUUCAGCAUUUCAUUGGAGACCCUGGCAAAAAUGCUCUCAACAUUGUCAGUUCCAUUGAAUCUGUCAAUAAACCACAGGUGUGUAUUAAACUCGUGUGUAACAAUGAUGUAGUGAAUGAGCUAUUUGAUUAUGCCGCAUCUGUUUGAUGAGGUCCAGGUGGUGUUAACAAAUUGUCAGUGUCUAUCUGUCCUUGAGCUGGGGCAUGACUAACCAAGUUGGUCAAUCAGGUUACCAUUCUACAAGUUAAAAUUGCUUUAUCAUCAAUAAACUUUUGUUAUUGUAUUUAUUAAUCAUCACUACACACUGACUACAUAGGUCAAAGGUUAUGCUGACCAAGGACACCCACCCCCUCUCCUCAAGUAAUCAGUGAGACCUGAAAAAGUGAUGUUAAAGAUUUAUAUCUUCAUGAUAUUCAGUACUUAAGACUUUGCACCGAGCAAAACAAAAUUACAUUUCAAAAUAUUAUUUCAGAAAGAAAAGCUGAUCAGAAGUGAAAUGUCUUGGAAACCUGAUUACACUGCAUUUGCUGUUGGCCAUGAUAAUGGGUAUGACUUACCUUUCUGAAAUAGCUGUUAACAUUUUUAUUGAAGAAAAGUUUUAUCUUUGUAUGCUAUAACAACCAGGUAGUGUACCCCAUAAUGGGAUGUUAAAAUUUACUCAUUGUGUAAAAACUUCUUUUUAAUUUUAAAAUUUAAUUAAAAUGACCUUCACACUAUUGUUAAUAAAUGAAGGACUGCGUGAAGGAAGUAGUAGAACAAGGUAUGUGGAAGCUUGAAAUAUAAAGACAUGACAAUAAAGAGCUUCCUCGGCAGACAGGACAAUAAAGAGCUUCCUCGGCAGACAGGACAAAUAAAAAAACAAGAAAUAAAAAUUUGUUGAAAACUUAGGUGUUGGUCCUCAAUUUUAUGUCCAGAAGUUGGGUUUUCCAAAACCCCAUAAUCCGCUUAGUUUUUUUGUUGACUCUGUUUUCAAUGCAUUGUCCAAUGUCAUCCAGGUGCGUGUCAAUCUAUCAGUUUCCAAAACUCAAAGAGUUAUGUCAAGUGACAGCUUCCCGCAAGUUGAUCAACUGUACAAAAUGGCAUCCAGAUACGACUGUGGAGUCCCCAGGUGGUUCUCCCUGUCAGAACUGGCUGGCCUUUGCUGGGAAUGAUGGCCCCAUCUCUGUGGUAGACCUUUCUGGCAUCUUGGGUGAGUUACAAAAAAUUAUCAUUAUUUUUGUUUAAUCAGAAUAUGAUAAUCAGUUACUUUGAUGACUGUUGUAUAGCUAGAUAAAAAGAUCUAUUAAACAAAAUUGACACAGAAUAAGGGAAACAUUGUUUAGAUUCAGGUUGCAGAUUUCCAUCUGUGUUCUGAUAUAAGUGGGACCGAUUUGAAUUUUAAAAAAAAAGAGUUAUGACUACAUUAAAUGGAUCUUUGAAAUGGGAAGCCAUUAUGCAAUUUUUUAUACAAUCUUCCCAUGUUUGUCUUGAAUGUCUGAAAGGUGAAGUCAUAAUUUAGGGGCAAAGAUGAUAACAGAUAAUGUAUUCUUUUACUUCUCACUUUAAGAUGAAAUAAAUCAGUUUCCAGUUUUGUCCAGAUAUAUAAUUAAUUAUAUAUAGUGUUGUUUUCAGGCUUUGAAAAUAGUAAUAUUUUUACUAUCUAAAUUCACUUGUCAAUCUAACUUUGUAAACUAAAAUUUGAUAUCAUCAACCAUUACAAAAAAACUGCUGCUUUUUUACAUCAAAGAUUUACUUAAUGUUUGCAUAGAUCAUCCUCUUUGUAACAACCCACAUUGACUCCCUAGUUUUAUUCUCUAGUUAUAAUAAAUCAGUCCAUUCCUCUAAACAUCAACUGUAAAUCUCCACCAGCUACUAGGGAAGUCCCAGGGAAGUCUGAGCUUGUGAAGAUGACAGAAGUCUCCUGCCAAGUGUCUGGUCAUAUCCCAAGAACCACAGACAUGUGCUGGAGUCCUCACCAUGAUGGGAAGCUAGUCAGUGUGGGAUAUGACAAUGUGGCCAUUGUGAGUUUCUCAGAUUAUCAUACACCUCAGUUUAUAUUAACCUAAACAUAAUUCUGUGAGCUAUGUAAAAUGACCAUGACCUUUUAACAGUGAGUACAAUUUGUGCUUCAACUCACAUCCACACUAACUGUUGGAUUCUUUUAAUCAUCUAAAUAUCUUUUCCAGACACAGAAAAACAAAAAAAUUGAUAUUUCUUUAUAUUGCCUAUUUUAAAUCAUUGUUAUAUGUCUUUUUAUGAUUGUAAGGUUUGGAAUAUGCGAACAUCCGAAGCAAUGGCAGUGUUCAAUGGUCAUGAAGGGAGACUACUGACUGUCCUGUGGAGCAGCAUUGACUCAGACGUUAUCAUGACGGGAGGGUUUGAUGGCACUCUGAGGAUGUGGCGAGUGUCACAGCAGGCUGGCACAUUGCCAAGUAUCACAG
This is a messenger RNA of Lymnaea stagnalis (great pond snail), 7757 nucleotides long. Lineage: Eukaryota; Metazoa; Mollusca; Gastropoda; Lymnaeidae. The record is from the annotation of a GenBank genome assembly.